AACCAAACAAACAAACAAACAAAAAUGCUCAAACAGUGCUUCAUUGGCAUCGACGUCGGAACGGGCAGCGCGCGCGCAGGACUGGUCGCCGUGGACGGACGAAUGAUUGCCAAGGCGACUCGCGAUAUCAAGACAUGGAACACGCGGGACGACUACUACGAGCAGUCAUCGGACGACAUCUGGCAGGCCUGCGUCGAGUGUGUCAAGGACGUACUUGCACAAGCGAGCGCCUCCGAUGGCGUCCGGAAGGAGGACGUUCGCGGAUUGGGAUUCGACGCGACGUGCUCGCUGGUUGUGCUGGAUGAGGCAGCAGCACCGGUGACCAUCAGUCCCGACUCACUGGACAAUCAACGCAACAUUAUUGUGUGGAUGGAUCAUCGCGCGUCCAAGGAGGCCGCAGAAAUCAAUCAAACAAACCAUAACGUGCUCAAUUAUGUCGGCGGCAAAGUAUCGUUGGAGAUGCAAAUGCCAAAGCUGCUCUGGUUAAAGCGAAACAUGCAAGAGGCGUGCUGGACCCGGGCAGCUCACUUUUAUGAUCUACCGGACUUUCUUACCUUUCGCGCCACGGGUUCCAGCGUGCGGUCGCUGUGCUCGCUUGUGUGCAAGUGGACGUACAUGCACCACCCUGCUCAUGUUGCAGCGAACGCUGCCACUGUUGGGUGGUCGAACUCUUUCUUGCAGCAGGUUGGCCUGGACGACUUGGCAACUGACAAUUAUGCGCGACUCGGAACCCAGGUCCAAGCUCCUGGAUCGCCCAUCGCCAAUGGGCUUAGUGCAGCUGCGGCCGCCGAGCUUGGACUGCUUCCCGGCACCCCUGUUGCCACCUCUUUGAUUGAUGCACAUGCCGGAGGUGUGGGCGCACUUGGAGCUCGUUCGGACGCGUCGACGUCUGUCAACUUGCCCGAGCGAUUGGCCCUGAUCUGCGGCACCUCUUCCUGCCAUAUGGCACUGAGUGCCGAGCCUCUGUUCGUUCCUGGUGUAUGGGGUCCCUACUACUCUGCCAUGGUGCCAGAACUGUACCUGAACGAGGGAGGACAAUCGGCGACUGGCAAACUGAUUGACCACAUCAUUAAGCGUCAUGCAGCGUAUCCGGAGCUUGCCUCCCAAGCUUUGGCACGUCAACGUGCGCCGACUGCCCUCUUGACAGAGACGUUGACCGUGAUGGCUGCCAGGGCUGGUGUUCCGAUUGCAACCCUUUCCCGAAAUGUGCACGUCCUGCCGUACUUUCACGGCAAUCGCUCGCCGCUGGCUGAUCCAUCGCUUCGCGGCUCUAUCGUGGGACUCAGCUUGUCAGAAACGAUCGAGGACCUUGCCGUACUGUACCUGGCGACAGUACAAGCGAUUGCUUAUGGCACGCGUCACAUUCUCGAAACAAUGGCCAGUCGGGGUCACUCGAUCACAACUCUGGUGGCAUGUGGUGGACUGGCCAAAAGCAGUCUGUUUGUUCAACAACAUGCGGAUGUGUCGGGUUGCACCAUUCUGCUGCCCAAGGAAGAAGAGUCCGUUUUGCUCGGCGCCGCCAUCCUUGGUGCGUGUGGAUCACGUCAUUUCCCCUCCAUCCAAGAUGCAAUGGCCUCCAUGAGCGGAACAGCCAGCACAGUCACCCCAGACGCCACACUGCGCAGCUUCCACGAAGCCAAGUUCAAAGUGUUCCGACGCAUGCACGAGGACUUUUUGUUUUACCGCACCACGAUGGAAAAGACCGAGUAGUCAGUGGAAAUAGGGGGAAACAAAAAGCAAAAGCAAAACAUGGGAAUUCAAGUAAAAUACAAAUCAAUUUUGGUAGUG
Molecule: messenger RNA, 1788 nt
Organism: Capsaspora owczarzaki ATCC 30864
Lineage: Eukaryota; Filasterea; Ministeriida; Capsasporidae
Product: FGGY-family pentulose kinase
Exons: 11
Coding region: 25-1710 (561 amino acids)
Biological process (GO): carbohydrate metabolic process
Molecular function (GO): phosphotransferase activity, alcohol group as acceptor; kinase activity
Source: RefSeq, a predicted model, not a curated record